Molecule: messenger RNA, 3061 nt
Organism: Dufourea novaeangliae
Lineage: Eukaryota; Metazoa; Arthropoda; Insecta; Hymenoptera; Halictidae
Gene: fmt
Product: serine/threonine-protein phosphatase 6 regulatory subunit 3
Exons: 18
Coding region: 282-2759 (825 amino acids)
Cellular component (GO): cytosol; nucleus
Molecular function (GO): protein phosphatase binding; protein phosphatase regulator activity
Source: RefSeq, a predicted model, not a curated record
UGCUUUUAGGAGAAAAGGUGACAUUUUGAAACCACUCUUAUUCUAAACAAAAAAAAAAUAGUUUUGUUUGUUGGUGAAACUCUUGCAGCGAUAACGAUUGUCGCUGCAAUUAUACACAACAUCGUCAUCGUUCUAAUACGUGUCCAUGCAAUGUUAGUUGGCUCUCCUUCUCGCGAAGCAUUACGUUAUUUUUUUAGUGGCCACCACUUCAAUGUUGUGAUUAUUUUCGCAUUCGAUUAAUUGUACUGUAGUUGAGCAAAGGCGAAACACACGGCUUCAACAUGUUUUGGGCGAAGAAUUACGUGUCAUCGCCUAAUAUGGAGGCACUUCUUGAUAAGAAGGAUGUUACAUUAUAUGAAGUGAUGGAUGAAGAUGAUAUAUUGGUGGAAUGUAAAAGCCAAAACAAAAAACUUGUGGAAUAUCUAAGUAGAUUUGAUAUACUGGAAGAAUUGAUAACUCUUACGACCAAAGAACCAUCAACGGAUAUAGAGGAACGUUCUCGUUAUAAAUAUCCAAGCUUAGCUUGCGAACUAUUGACUUGUGAUAUACCAACAUUAAAUGAGAAAUUAGCAGGUGAUCAAGUACUUUUGUCGAAACUUUAUUCUUUCAUUGAGACUGAUCAACCAUUGAAUCCUCUGUUGGCAUCGUUUUUUAGUAAAACUAUUGGAGUACUCAUUGCUCGCAAAACAGAUCAGAACUGGUAUUCGUAUCAGUUCACUUGUUUACAGGUUUUGGAGUUUUUAAAAAGUCGUCAAACAUGCGUCGAUCUACUUUUGCAACACUUAGAAACAUUUGCGAUUAUGGAUUUAGUACUGAAACUGGUCAUUCGAGUUGAAGGCAACGAUAUGCGGCAAAAUAUAUUAAAUUGGUUAGAUAGUCAACAAUUAGUGCAAAGGUUGGUAAAAUUAUUGUCUCCCAAUUCUGAGUCAAGUAAACAUGCAAAUGCCGCACAAUUACUUUGUGAUAUGAUAAGUGAUACAAGAGAGAAUCAACGAGCACCUACAAAACAGACUGAUCCAGAUCCUAUUUUAAAUACACUUGAAUCGGCAGAUACAGUGAGUCUGUUGUUAGAAACUAUCUUAUCUGGAGAGAAAUUAGAGAGUAGUAUUGUAGGAGGGAUUCAGGUACUUCUUACACUUCUAGGCCAGAAGGCUAACAAUGCAAUAAAUGAGGGAGAUGUUCAUGGUAAUGGUAUUGGAGAUGAGAUCACGGAUAAUGAACAGCGCAUAAAAAUUUCGAAUGCAAUUCUGCCUUAUUUAGAACAACUUCACAAGCUCUUAUUAGAACCACCUUAUAAACCUCCUGUUAAAACAACUGCAGGAGUGUUAGAAUGUCCAUUAGGCAAUACACGUGUACAUGUUGCAAAGUUGUUCACUGCGCUGUUGACAGUGGAAAAUGUAAAAAUUUUUGAAACCUUAGUAGAACUAGGAACAUUCCAAACACUACUGGAUUUAUUUUUUAAGUAUACGUGGAACAAUUUCCUACAUACUCAAGUACAAUCGUGCCUGGCUUUAGCUAUUAAUUGUGAUUUUACGGAUACAAAUGACAUUAUUUAUGCUAAUAUAUUUAUCGAGUGCAGAUUAAUAGAUCAAAUUUUAGAAGCAUGGGAUAAAAAUGAUAAUAAACAAAAUUUGGAGAAUGGAGUUAGACAGGGAUAUAUGGGUCAUUUAAUAAAUAUUGCAAAUAAUAUUGUUAGCCAACGUCAGAAGAGCAAAAACUUAGAUCAAUUUUUAAACGCGAAUUUAUCACCUAAGUGUCUUAAUGAAUGGAAGAACCUUGUGAAUACAGAUUUAGCGAAAAUUAAUGAGACUCAUCAAAUUCUUUUGGGUGGGAUACCCGAGUCGUAUAUGAAUAAUUCCAGUGAAAACCCAGAUGAAUGCAGUUCUUUUCCUGUAAAAGUUGAACAAUUUUACGUCAAUUAUGUGGGGCUACAUCCGUCGACAGCGCAAUUUAUCGAGAACUUCGGCUACAAUGACGGUGAAUUCAAUGACAAUGAGAACGAUAUUCAUAACAAGGUUGACCAGGUAACAACGUUGGCCUUUACUGUCAGUGAGGAUUACGAAGAAAGGGAAGAUAUGUUCAAUAAGAUAUGCCAGGAGAAGCAAAAGGUUGGUUUAGAAGACUGCAGUGCAGGAGCAGAAUGGGGUGACGAAGGCGAACUUACUUUUCAAACAGUGGUCGAUAAACAAGACUGGCCCACGAAACAACAACAUAAUGAUUCCAAUUCGUUGGAUGAAGAUGACGAAGCGUGGGAUUCAACCGAACCAUUAUCCACUGGUAAUACGCUUCCCGAGGUAAAUCCAUGGGAGGUUGCACCAUCAGACACAACAGUUGAAUCUACCGGUUGGGCAAAUUUUGAUACUAAACUAUGCGAUGAAAUUGAAGAAGAAGAACAGGACUUGACAACAGAUCUAAGUAAAGUAGAAACUACAACAGAAAGGAAACCGACACCAGAAGCCAUUGGGGCUGGUGAUACGAAAGUUGAAGAUACUGCUGAUAGUAAUACAUCGCACACAGAAACAAAUGUGACUCAGAAGAAUACUGAAAAGAGCCCGGAUUCAGUUAGUAUUGCUGAUAGAAAUGCGAAUCCAAGUGAAAUUUUGGAUUGCAGAAAAACCACGGACGAAGAAAACAUAAUGCAUACAGAGUUUGUAUCCACUGCGGUACAAAAUGACAAAUCGUCGAAUGAUCACACAGUUUCGUGUAGUUCAAACAACACAACAACGGAAACAUUAUCGCCACCAAAGGAUGCCAAAUGAAACGCUAUUUCUUAAGUACGGCAUUGCAAUAGAACAAAGAAAAUCAUAUCAGUAUAAAUUUGUACGAAUGAUCAGAGUAUAUAUUGCGUCUCUAUAUUUUCAUUAGAUGAUCACAUUAAUUAUGCUUCAUUGCGUUGGCGCCUGAGUAACUAUAACCUACAGCAGGGUAUAAAUGCGGAAUGAAAAGUAAAAAAAAUUCAACAACGCUCAACUAUGUUUAGUGUAUUACUUGAUGUAUAUGCGUAUGUUCUCAGAACGCCAACGUUUCGACUGUAGGUACAUCUACGUGAAAUACAAUUUUC